Molecule: messenger RNA, 705 nt
Organism: Phascolarctos cinereus (koala)
Lineage: Eukaryota; Metazoa; Chordata; Mammalia; Diprotodontia; Phascolarctidae
Product: L-lactate dehydrogenase A chain-like
Biological process (GO): lactate metabolic process; pyruvate metabolic process
Molecular function (GO): L-lactate dehydrogenase (NAD+) activity
Source: RefSeq, a predicted model, not a curated record
AUGGCAUUUGCAGUCAGUAUCUUAGGGAAGGAUUUGGCCGAUGAACUUGCCCUAGUUGAUGUAAUAGAAGACAAAUUAAAGGGAGAGAUGAUGGGUCUCCAACAUGGCAGCCUUUUCCUCAAAAUGCCAAAGAUUUUUUGUGGCAAAGACUACAUGGGUAUUUUGACCUAUGUGGCCUGGAAGCUAAGUGGCUUUCCUAAGAACUGUGUUAUUGGAAGUGGUCGCAAGCUGGCUUCUGCCUGUUCCUGUUACCUAAUUGGGGAGAGACUUAGUGUUCAUUCUUCAAGUUGUCAUGGAUGGGUCCUUGGGAAACGUGGAGACUCCUGUGUUCCUGUGUGGAGAGGUGUGAAUGUUGCUGGUGUCUCUCUGAAAAAUUUUUAUCCUGCUUUGGGAACUGAUGCUGACUCAGAGAAUUGGAAAGAUGUUCACGAACAGGUGGUUGAAAGUGCUUAUGAGGUGAUCAAGCUGAAGGGCUACACUUCCUGGGCCAUUGGCUUGGCCGUGGCAGGUCUGGAAGAAAGCGUUAAGAUUCUUAGGAGAGUGCAUCCAGUUUCCACCAUGAUUAAGGGCCUAUAUGGCAUUAAUGAGGAUGUCUUCCUUAGUGUCCCAGAUGUCUUAGGGCAGAAUGGUAUUUCAGAUGUGGUGCAGAUAAACCUGAAUCUGGAGGAGGAAGCCCGUUUAAAGAAGAGCUCAGAUACUCUUUAG